Molecule: messenger RNA, 1475 nt
Organism: Drosophila guanche
Lineage: Eukaryota; Metazoa; Arthropoda; Insecta; Diptera; Drosophilidae
Product: bromodomain-containing protein 3-like
Exons: 2
Coding region: 61-1245 (394 amino acids)
Biological process (GO): regulation of DNA-templated transcription; chromatin remodeling
Cellular component (GO): nucleus; chromatin
Source: RefSeq, a predicted model, not a curated record
CGAGAAUAAAACGUUGAUUUGUGAAACAUUUCAUUGCUGCUGUUUUCGCUUAGUUUGAAAAUGGAUUCCAAGCGGCGCAAAGUGAAACGCGAGCGUGGCGGCCUGAAGCUGGAGCCUGGACCAUCAGCGCUGCCCCAGUUGAAGCUUGAGCAAGGAUUGACGCGAGGGCUGGUGGAGUACGAGUCCGGCGGGGUGAAGCGGGAGACCCGCAAGGUGAAGCUGGAGCCAAAGCCGAACCUCUCGGACUCGCUCAAGUUCUGCUACGAGAUCCUCAAAGUGCUGUUCAGCAAGAAGCACAGGGCCAUUGCCUGGCCCUUCUACGCACCGGUGGAUGUCAAGAAACUUCGCCUGUACGACUACCUUGACGUAAUCAAGCAGCCCAUGGAUCUGGGCACCGUCAAGCGUAAAAUGGAGAAUCGCGAGUACAGCAAAGUCGCGCAAUUUGCAGCCGACAUGCACUUGAUGUUCAGCAAUUGCUACAAGUACAAUCCGAAAACCCACGAUAUCGUGAUUAUGUGCGAGAAGUUGGAGAGUCUCUUUGAGAAUCUGUACGCUCAGGUACCCAGCGAGUCGGAGGACAGCAGUGGCUCGUCGAGCAGCGGCUCGGACUCCAGCGACAGCAGCGACUCGGAGAGCGACUUCAGCUACUUGGACGAGGAGGUCAGAGGCAAGCUGGGAAUCGUCCAGGCCAAGUUGGGCAAGCUUCAGUCCCAAAUGAGCAAUCUCACGGAGGAGCAUCGUCAACUGUUGGAGGAGCAGAGCAAACAGAAGGAUGCCGCGAUCAAGUUCGAUGCCAGGGGCUCAGUCAUUGAUGGUUUAAUAGUCAGGCUUCAGGCGCAAGAAAAGAAGCUCUCCGCUGAGGUUCUUAACCUAAAACAUGCCAUUACGCAAGACAGUGACAAUUCCAGCGACUCGGACAGCGAGCCCAGCCAGGGCAACGGCCUCGAAUCCAGGCUGGAUAUCGCCAAACACAAGGCGAGCGUGGUCCUCUCCAAGUUGCAGGACCUUAUGGCGGCGGAUCGCCAGGUGAAAAGGGAUAAGAAGAAAUUACAGAUCUCGGUGGAGAAGCUCCAUGCCAGGGAACAAAUCCUCCAUCAAAAGCGAAUCGAUCUUGAGAAUAAGAUGGCAAAAAUCAACGGGGAAAUUGCCAUGCUGAUGCAGAAGAAACAGCGGCCGAUUUGGACAAUUGGACAGCCGAUUGGAGUCAAGAAAGCUGUGCGUGGCAAAGAUGUAUACGAAAAGUGAGACUAAGCUUAGGGCAGCGUUGAGGGAGAUGUUGUAGGAGUUGGCCUACGGGGAAGAGCAACUGGCACAUAUAUUUACCCAGCCCAGUGACAGAACCAGCCAUAGACAACACCAGAAAGAGAGAGAGAGAGUCAAAGAAGACACACAAGAGCCAGCGGCAAGCGCAACUAACAAAGGUACGAUAAUCAAAGAAACCCAAACAAAUAUGGCUGAGGAAUAGCCCAUAGAUU